UCACGCACACCGCCGACGUCUGUCAGUCUGGCACCACGGCGCCCCGCGUACACGAUCUCUUGACGUAGGUACAGCUCCGCACCGGUCUCGCGUUCGUCUCGUCGCCUGUUCUCUCGUUCAGUCUUCGACAAGAGUUCCGUUCGCGCGUUCAUUCGUGUCCCGUUUACGCGUAUAUUAUUCACCGCCAAUCGUGUGUCGUUUGCCGAUUUCAUUUUUUAUUUCUUUGCAUUUAUUUUUUUUUUUAAGCCCGUGUCCGGAAAAAAAAACGAUAAUUUUAUCUAGUCAGAACACACACAAGAGAGAAGUCGGUCACCGCCGCUGCUUUAGAAACGAUCAGAUAUUCGCAGUACAAAAAGAAAUUCUUCGCCAUUAUAAAUGACUAUAUGGACUGCUACAAUAAUGGACGCCCAGGAAGGAUGUCCAUAGAAAAAACACCGUUGUAAACUGUCCAACUGAUACGAGGAUGUUGAACAUUGUAGAAAACGAACAUCAACAAACGAACGGCGGCGUGGUGACCAACGGUGGUACAGUGACCGCGACCACAUUAACAGGUUUGAACGGCAGCACGGCGAUGAUAGCCAGGGAGUGCGCCAACUGUGGCAAACGCAUUACCGAACGGUUCUUGCUCAAAGCUUUGGACUUAUUCUGGCACGAGGACUGUCUCAAAUGCGGCUGCUGUGACUGUCGCUUAGGCGAAGUUGGAUCCACGUUGUACACCAAAGCCAACCUGAUACUCUGCAAAAGGGACUACCUUAGGUUAUUCGGAGCGACCGGCAAUUGCGCGGCGUGCAACAAGGUAAUACCGGCGUUCGAGAUGGUGAUGAGGGCCAAAAACAACGUCUACCACUUAGAGUGUUUCGCGUGUCAACAGUGUAAUCAUAGGUUUUGCGUGGGCGAUCGUUUUUAUCUGUGCGAGAACAAGAUUCUGUGCGAAUACGACUACGAGGAACGACUGGUGUUCGCGAAUAUGGCCACUUACAACUCGUCCAGUCUGGCGCACAUAAGAAGGCAAGUCAGUAGAUUACAGCAGCCAGCGGCAAACGAACACGCCCACGCAACAGCAGCAACAGCAGGAGACGUUGUAGGACCGACCGACGAGGUGGACCGGUGCAGAGCCACCUCGGUCGAGCUGCAACAGCAACGGCGACCACUACCACCGUACGACACCGCCGUCAUCGGUUACGGCGGCGGCGCAACCGCAUCACCAGCAUCGGGUCAGCAGCAACAGCAACAGCAGCAGCAGCAACAACAACAACAACAGCAACAGCAACAACAGCAACAUCACGUGCAGCAACACCAACACGUGCAGCAACAGCACCACCAGUUCCUGUCCGCAACAGCCGGUGCUACAGUGCUGUCUGCACAUCAAUCGACAGUCGUCGUGGGAGGCGGAGGAGUCGGCGGUGGAGGAGGAGUCGGAGGCGGCGGACGAGUCGACGACGGAUCGAGCGGUUACGGGAGUCCGGACUCCGAGACCGGCAUCGAACCGUCCACGGCUUCAGCCGCCGCUGCCGCUGCUGCCGCAAACAUCGGUGGUGCUUCAAUCAUCGCGUCCGCGGCCGCCGCGGCACCGCCGGUACAAUAAUCGUCACGCCACCGUCACUCCACUGCAGCUGCGGCGAAUUCCGACCGCGGUAUACACGUACGGACCUCGAUAACCGUCUCGGUAACCCCCUACGCCGCGAAACGAGAGACGUUACCGUUCUCAAGUCGUUUGCAGAGUUGCGGAAAAAGUCUGUCUAGAAUUAUUGUGUGUCGUUCGAUCAUUCUGCCGCCUGCAGACGAUGGCCGUGUGGUUCGGUCGCAAAAAUUAUUUCGACAUCGCAUUAUGACCCCGCUACGAUAAUAUUACAAUGAUUAUUGUUGCUACCUAUGAUAUAAUAUUUAGUAAUACAUAAUAAUAUUAUAUUGUUUUAUGAUUAUUGUCGAUGAUUCGUACGCCGUAUCGUUCUAGUCUAAAACGAUGCCAAAUUUACACACACACAUAUUUAUAAUAUAUAUAUAUACUAAUAUACCUAUCGAGUAUAUUAUAAUAUUAUGAAUGUUGAUUUUUUUUUUUAUUUCAUUUGAUUUUGUUUUUUGUUUUGUUAUUAUUAUUAUUAUUAUUAUUAUUAAUUAUUAUUGAUUAUAUUAUAUAGGUAUACUAAAAUGAGAAAAACAAAAUAAUAUGUAGUUACGACAAAUCCGGCACAGCGCGCACACGUGAAAACAAUAGGAAUUAGGUACGAAAUAUUAUAAAAGUUAUUCGCUGGUCACCUUACCGAUAUAAUAAAUAUAUAUAUAUUAUAUUAUAUACAUCACGGACGGACAUACAUCCGAGUGAAAUAACGCUGUUCAUUUCCGAAUGUAUAAUCCGUUAAAUCCUGUAAAAACUUUUUUUUAAACAAUUUGAAUCGUUCUAAAAUGACUUUUGUCGUGGUUGGUUUUUCCAACUAAAAUAUCGUUCACUCUUAUUUCGGUUGUCUAUAUUAUAAUAUAUAUAUCCUACGAAUACUUUCCCUCGAAUACAAUAUUUAAAAAAAAUCAUGCGUUUUGUACAUAACAUUCGAUGGCAUAGGUAUAAAAUGUCGACUGACAUUUAAGUUUAAUAUUAUUAUAACAUCCUAAAAAUACGAAACGAAAUAAUAACCAUGUACAUUUUCAAAUGCUCAAAUUAUAACAAUACGCCCACCGGUAGAGACGGUUUUAUUAUUUUUCAUUGUUAUUAAAUUUACUAAUUUAUAAUACGCAUAAUACGAGUAUUCGAGCUGUAUUUGAGGGAUUAUUGUUAAUGUAAAUUAUUAUUAUUUAUAUUUAUUAUAAAUGGAUAAAUAUCGUGACCCGUUGAUGUUUUUUAUUUUUAUUUUUUUUUUUUGAAAUGAUUAAAUAAGCGUUUAUACCAUUUCCUAAUGAGAUUUUUGUGGCAAACCUUCUCUAUCCCUGCCUUCUACGAAUCGUGUACAGUACCGACUUAGGUAGUAUAUAUACUUAUAUAUACAUAUAUUAUUAAUAAAUAUGAUUACUAUUUUGUGUACAAACGUUUUAUUGAACUAGUAUGUUUUAGUUGUUUUUUUUUUUUAAUUUUUUUAUGUAUUAAGUUAUUACACCUAAUUUUUAAUUGGUACUUGUUGUUUAGUAUACAAAAUAUUACGGUUUCCUGACAAAAAAACUUUAAAUUUCACUACUAAAAAGCGUCCAUUUACCUACUAAAUGUUAUAAAAAAAAAAAAAACAAAAAUAUAUACAAUGAGAUGUUUUGAUUUGUUGAUAUAAUCAUACUUAAUCAAUUCUCUAUUGCUGCAGUUUACAGCUUAUUAAUAUUUUAAAUGUAACAUAUCCGUUCAGAAGUUGUAUACGAUUGUUGGGAUAAAAUAAAAUCUGAUCUCAGAAA
Molecule: messenger RNA, 3369 nt
Organism: Aphis gossypii (cotton aphid)
Lineage: Eukaryota; Metazoa; Arthropoda; Insecta; Hemiptera; Aphididae
Product: LIM/homeobox protein Lhx2-like
Exons: 7
Coding region: 464-1585 (373 amino acids)
Biological process (GO): positive regulation of transcription by RNA polymerase II
Cellular component (GO): nucleus
Molecular function (GO): transcription coactivator activity; DNA-binding transcription factor binding
Source: RefSeq, a predicted model, not a curated record